This is a messenger RNA of Endocarpon pusillum Z07020, 735 nucleotides long. RefSeq lists its product as uncharacterized. Bases 1 to 735 code for a protein of 244 amino acids. NCBI's taxonomy places the organism in Eukaryota, Fungi, Ascomycota, Eurotiomycetes, Verrucariales, Verrucariaceae. The record is from RefSeq and is a predicted model, not a curated record. The transcript has a single exon.
AUGUCUGAGCAAGAAAGCAGUACAAAAGAAAGUGAAAUCAACGCCGGAGCCAACGCCGCCGCGUCAGGUUCAGCCGCUGCUUCUGGCGGUAUUGGAGCUUCAGCAUCAAAGAAGGAGACUCAGCAGAAGAAAACGCCCAAGAAAUUAGGACCCAAGCCUGGCGCCAAGCAGGAAGACGCUCCUAAACAAGAAUUGACCACGGUGACGGUGGUGAGGAACGUGAAGAACCCAAAGAAGAAGAACCUCAACCGAAAAUGGACAAGGAGAAGCCGAGAUCACAGUCGCGGCGACAGAGUCGAGGACGUGGUCGGAGCAGAGACAGCGGCUCAGAAAGCAUGCCACCGAGCGACACCGAACAGGCGCAAGGUGGUCGACGAAACCGCAAUCGCAAUCGUGGGAAAGGACAGCAACAGCAGCAGCAGCGGUGGCGGCCUACCCGCCGUAGACGAGGCUGGCGAGACGCUGGACGGCGUAACCGAUACCGUCAGUGGUGUGACGGACGGGGCGCAGGAUCUCGUGAAAAACACCGCCGGGGAUGCGGUGGGUGGUGCAACAGGCAAGGCAGGUGAAGCUGUCGGUGGUCUCCUCGGCGGCAAGAAGGGUGGCCAGGAAGAAAAGGGAGGUGAGGAGGAGGGUACCAACGAGCAGUUGCGACUGAGAUUGGACUUGAAUUUGGAUAUUGAGAUCCAAUUGAAGGCAAAGAUCCAUGGUGACUUGACCUUGGGCUUACUGUGA